Messenger RNA from Colossoma macropomum (tambaqui), 830 nucleotides. Its product is annotated as urokinase plasminogen activator surface receptor-like. NCBI's taxonomy places the organism in Eukaryota, Metazoa, Chordata, Actinopteri, Characiformes, Serrasalmidae. Bases 50 to 670 code for a protein of 206 amino acids. The transcript is spliced from 5 exons. The record is from RefSeq and is a predicted model, not a curated record.
UGAUUUAUAUCCAACACAGCUCUGCUCUUCAUCACAUUUCGAACCAACAAUGAAGCUGCAACUAACACUGGCGCUCAUCUGCGUGCUCCUCCCACAAGUGAGGACAUAUGCGAUAUGUUACCUGUGUAUACCAGAUGCGUCUGGAACAUGCAAAGAAAUGCAGACGGUCUGUGCAGAUCGGUGUGGCAGCCAGACCACCCUCGUGAGCGCUGGUGGUGUACAAGAGGUGUCGAGUGUAAAGGCUUGUGCAGUAGCAUCACAGUGCGUCAAUGGGAGCCUGAACCUGGGACACGUGAAAAUGACUGUCCACACGCAAUGCUGCACCACUGAUCGCUGCAACAGCCAGAAUCCAGCAGCUUUGCCAUUUGGGUCUCCGAAUGGGAAGAAGUGUUACACCUGUACUAAUAACGACUGCAAAGGAACUGUGAACUGUGAGGGGGAUCAAGAUCGCUGCAUCAUCACCACAGUUACUUCCGGUAAUGUUCAAGUGAAAGCGAAAGGCUGUGCGAGCAGAAGUCUCUGUGCUGCAGACGCAUCGAGCAUGAAGGCAGCUGGAGUCACUGCAACUGAGAGCUGCUGUAAGGGGGAUAUGUGUAACAGUGCUGAGGGGGUUAAACUGAGUCUCCUCAUCAUGCUGGUUCCUCUGAUCUCCUCCACCCUCUUCCACUGAACUCUCUGUGGCUCAAGCACUUUUUCACAUUUUCAUUUUUUUUAUCUUUUGAUUCUCACAUUAGUGUAUAUAUUACAAGAUGACAGAAUGGAGAGUCUGAAUGUUGUUUAUAAUGACGGUUUUUGUAACCAAAAUAACUAAUAAACAGUGUAAAGAGUGA